CGACUCGUCAAGCAGCGCGUAUAGCGGCGCGCGCAAUUUGGUGACAAAGUGGUUCUCAGUGCGUCACUCGUCACUCGCCAACGCUACAAUUCAAACAAACGCUGGCAAAAACGCUUCUCCGUGAACGGUGUUAAUUUGCGCGGGAUAUAACGCUGCGGCGGCGGGUCGUUACUGGAAAGCGAUGGAGCGAUCGGUGACUUUUCUACUGCUGUUGGUGUGCGCGCGAGCCGAGUUUCCGACGAAGGAGUUUGUGGAGCAACUCCGGCCGACAGUGGAGAAAUGUGAAGAGAAGACCGGAGUCGACAAAACAUUAGUAGAACAAUUCAGCAAAGGCGAGAGUAUGGUGGAUGACGACAAAUUAAAGUGUUACAUGAAAUGUAUAUUCGUGGAGUUAGAGUUGCUUAACGAGUCAAACGGAAUAUUCCGAUACGAGAAAAUGUUGAACAUGCUUCCUGAAGACAUGAAGAGUAUAGCGUACAACAUGGGUCAGGCCUGCGUCCACUUCAUAGGCGAUCAGAACACAGACAUGUGCCAAGUCUCCUACGAUCUACACCGAUGUUGGCAGAAGAAGGAUCCUCAGCAUUACUUCCUGUUUUGAUUUUAUUCGAAGAAAUUAAGCUGGUAAGAAAAGAUAGAUAAUAUAAGGAAAAUCAAACAAAAAAAA
Messenger RNA from Pectinophora gossypiella (pink bollworm), 664 nucleotides. Its product is annotated as general odorant-binding protein 83a-like. Gene Ontology annotation, biological process: sensory perception of smell. NCBI's taxonomy places the organism in Eukaryota, Metazoa, Arthropoda, Insecta, Lepidoptera, Gelechiidae. The record is from RefSeq and is a predicted model, not a curated record. Bases 182 to 598 code for a protein of 138 amino acids. Gene Ontology annotation, molecular function: odorant binding. The transcript has 7 exons.